Orbicella faveolata is the source of this 8400-nucleotide messenger RNA. RefSeq lists its product as uncharacterized. NCBI's taxonomy places the organism in Eukaryota, Metazoa, Cnidaria, Anthozoa, Scleractinia, Merulinidae. The record is from RefSeq and is a predicted model, not a curated record.
CCAAGUACAUUCCCAACUACACCCUACUCCUUUUAGCAUCACAACUUUUUGUAAACGAAGCUCGAUUCAACGCUGUUACAAGGUGUUGUCUCACUAAAUACAAAUUCUGGUGACAGGUUCAGCUAGGAUAGUAGCAUUUCUGAACAUAGAGGCCUGCCUGCAAUUUGAUGUAUACGGGAAUUUUAAUUUCGGUGAUGUUUUUCACUCAACGCCUCACGUGACGAAACAGACAACUGAGGUUUCAAGUUUCUCGAGUCUUGUUUGGCAUUCAAACGCCGCUUGUCUGUUUCAGUCUACAAUCCGACUCCAUUUAUGAGACAUUUUACAGUCUUAAAUUCCCUUUUUCAGGAGCCUCCUGACCAAGGAAAACGUAGUGUUUGUGAUCUAAGCAUCAUGCUUAGAUGGAGUCUUUCGUGAAUUCUCUGACAGUGGCAAAUGUAGAAUUGUCCUUACCUUAUUCUGAAACUUUGAACAGUCUGGUCAAUUACAAUUCAGAACUCACCUACAAUCCAAGGUCCACAGCUUCAAGUACAAAUCAAAGAACAGCUCAGCUGGAUAUCAGCCGCAAGCUACCUACAAAGCUCUCCAAAAACCCAAGCACUUAUGAAAAAGAACUACGGGAUCUUGUCUUGAACUUGUAUUCAGAUAAGAAAAGACCUGUUGAAGAACGCAACCAAUCGGUUGACAUGGCCUCUUUUACUCAGGACCGUAUGAUCAACCGACCUCAAACCAAAGGUGCUUCAUUCUGGGGAGCUUCGAAAAUAACUGUUCCUCAGCCCCUUGAUAUGAUGCAUGUGACAGAACCCCAUCAAGGCCAGUCAGAAUCUGGAUCAGAGGGAUAUGGUUCUUUGGACAAUGGUGUUACACAAAUAGAGGAGAAUGGUAUACAGAAUCUACAAGAGUUGCAGGGGUAUUUGGUGAAAUUACACGACAGCAAGCAAGAAAUGUCAUCUCGCAAUGUUAGCUUCUCUUCAGACCAGAUGACUCCAUUGUUUGAUGACUCUGGAAUCCAUCUGGAAUUCACCACGCCCUCUGACACCAGAAUCUAUGAGGUAGACAACGAUGAAUCUGCCACUAAUGCCCAAAGGGAAGAGGUUGCCGAAAAUCGCGAGUUUCACCGCAUCCUGCCGGAGUUUCGAGGUCGCUCUUCAUCUGUUAUUGGGGUGGAAGGCGUUGAAAACGAAGUAGAUGGUUAUCUUGUAUCAGAUAGACUCGCUGGACAGUGUAGUGGUUUUGUCACCCAAGGCGGCGAUGAUCAAACGCAUAUUUUGAAUGAGGAUUUCACAUUAAAAAACGCAAGUUGCUCUGACCACGAAAACGGCGUGGAUCUUGAAACCGCAGAGCAGGGUGUGGCCAAAGAACAGAAAUCAUUUACAAGAGAAAACUACCACGAUCUUGCUCUUCAGCGCGCCGGUUUGGAAGGAAAGCUGGAAUCACUGCAGGGAGAGUUUGCCAGUGUCCUAGAAGACAGGAAGUUACUUCAGAUUAGGCUUCAAGCGGUGGAAGCACGACUGAGAGAGGAGGUGCUAAAAGCGCGGGAAACUAAGCCUACUGCUGUGUCCCUGGUGGACGAGCUGCGACGAAGUAAGUUUGAGUUAGAGAGUCAGCUGGAUAAGUUACAGAGUGCGUACGAAGAAAAACAUGGCAAUCUUAAUGAAGCGCUGGAGCAGUUGAAGACUUCCAGCACUACUAUUCAAAAUCUCAAAAUUAAGUUGUCCUUGGUAGAAGGUGAAAUCUACCGGAGGGAAGAAACGGUGAGCGCGCUUCAAGCGGAGAUGGAUAGCUUAAAGAAAUUGCUGGAGGAGGCCAAAGAGCAAAAUGAAGAAUUCAAGAAAGAGAACAUGGCUUUGAAUGCAGAUAUAGCGAGGCUCGUCGAUGCGAAGGAAUGGCUCCAGAAACAGCUCGGGUUUGCUGAAGACGCGCGCACGAGGCUGCAGCUUGAAGCGAGCGAAUUUGAGUCGACGUUAGCAGCGAAGAAUCGCGUGAUAGAGCAGUUGAAAUGCGAAGGAGCUCGUUCAAGUCAGCAACUCACAGAACUGCAACAGAGUUCACUCGAAGAAAAAACACAGAUUCUGAAGCAUAUGGAGCAAGUUGAAGAAAGCAUUACUCAACAAAACCUGGCUUUCAAAGAGAUGGAAAUUGAUAAACAAUCCGUGGAAAAGACUUUGGGAGCAAGAGUUGAGUCCCUCAUGAGUGAAAAUAGCAAACUCCUCAAGCUUAUGAGUUCAGCUGUGGAGGUGCAAAAAGAUCUUGACGCAGCUAAGCAAGAUGUGAUUUUGAAAGAGGCUCUGCUUGAAACCUUUGUCAAGGAAAAAGAAGAAGUAAAGGAGCAGCUGAAGCUUGCCCGCGAAUCUACUGAGGAAUACAAAAGAAAUCUUCAAGAGUUGGAAUCAAAAUUUGACGCUACCAAACGGGAACUGAAGAUGGCACAAGACGAUAUAGGAGAAAAAGAGUGCUACAUUGAAAAGCUUCAAGAAGAAAAGAGACUCUUAAAGGAAAAUCUCGACGUUGCGAAUAAGGAACGACUAGCGUGUGAUAACGCCAUUCACACAUUGCGGCUGGAUCUCGAAAAAGUUGAUCGUCGUUUUAAACUGAUGAAACGAGAACUUUCCGCAAAGAACAGUCAGCUCGAGGAAACAAUUCGGCAAAAAGAUGUGUUUGUUGGAGAGCUGCGUACACUGAGAGAAGGCUUAGAGAAUCAGGUUGCCUUGGGCUGUGCCGUGAAAGAGGAGUUAGCACAGAAGGAGAAACUCGUUGAAGAAUUUCAGGAGGUGAAAGACGCACUAGAAAAAGAGAUCGCUAGUUUGGCUCAGCAGCUGGAAUAUUCACGAGGGGACAUUGCAAGAGUGGUUAAGGAAAGAAAUGAGAUCCAGGAACAACUUCAGAGUGCAGUGAGGGAUACCGUUGUGCUCGAAGAGAAGUUUCACAAAUCGUUGCUGGAACGAGCGAGAUUGGAAGGCGAACUUGAAACUACACAGCAGUCGAACCAAGAUGAAUUGGAAGCGUUUAGAAAUCAAAAUUCAUCGCUCAGAGAAGAAAUCACGACAGAAAGAACACACCUACAGGCAGAAGUUACGAAAGAGCGAGAUAAAGUCAUCAACUUAGAGCAGGAACUGAAAUACCUAAUGGACGAGAUUAUACGAAAGGAAGGUAAGCAUAACCAGGAGCUGCAGUCUUACGGAGAGACUUUGGAAGAAAUGAAAAACAUGAAAGAACUGGCUGAACAAGAACUGAAAACGCUUCAUAAAAUCACCGAGCAAAGUGUGGCUGAACUGAAGAAAAGCUACGAAAGCCAGCUGGAAGAAGCGCGAAAUGAUGUUCUUGCUCUUCAAGAGGAAAAAGUGAACAUGGAGCAAGAGUAUGAAGUAUUCCGGAAGAAAGCAGAGAAUCAACUUGGAGUGAAAAACCGAGAUAUAAGCCAAAUGGAAAAAGAACUUUCAUUCUUGAAGGAGACGCUGCAACAAAGGAAAGCCGAGGUAGAAAAAAUGCAGAUGUGCGCAAUUGAACUUGAAAGAGAAAAGGGCCGGCUGGCUGGAGUGUUAGCAAGUCAGAAAACACUGCGAGAGCACGUGGUGAAGAUGGAAGGUGAAAUAGCAACCCGAGAAUCAGCCUUGCUUGAGGCGGCAAACGAGUUACAGAGAUUGAAGAAAGACAAAGAAUUACAGCAGAAGACAGCAAGCGAGAAAAUCGGUAGUCUACAAACGCAGUUGACGAACGUGAGGCAGGAAAAGAAGAAUCUUCAGGAUUCUUUCAGGAAGGAAAGACAGGAAAAUGUUGCUUUAAGAAGUGAGAUUGAGGAGAACGCUAACGAAAAAGUGGAUUUGAUUAAGAACUUAAGCGGUGCUGAGAAACAAAUCAAGCAAUUACAGGAAAAGGUUAAGAGCGAGGGCGAUGAAUUGAAGAGAUGCAGAUCUCAACUAGAAGGGUUGAAGGAAAGCUUCGCCGAAGAACAGACUGCGCGCGACAAUUCACAAAGGAGAUUGGAAGUGGUGUUGGAGCAAGAAGCAGCGAAGGAUAGAAGAAUGGAAAGCUUAGAAUGGGAAGUUACUCGGCGAACCAAAGAGGUGGAAUACCUAAAGGAACAGCUACGAAUGAUGGACGAAAGACAACAGUUGGAAAUGGAAAACUUGAAAACCGCGCUUCAAGUAUCAAGGAGCGAAACGACUUCAUUGCGUUCUGAGUUGUCUGAGGCGAGGAAGGCUAAAUGUACUUACCAAACAAAGACAUUUGAAUUAAAAGAUUCUCUGCUUACCGCCAGGCAAGUCACAGAGUCGUUAAAACAGGAGUUGUUUGUGAAGCGUCAGGAGCUGAAUUCCUUAGNGAUGGAGUCUUUCGUGAAUUCUCUGACAGUGGCAAAUGUAGAAUUGUCCUUACCUUAUUCUGAAACUUUGAACAGUCUGGUCAAUUACAAUUCAGAACUCACCUACAAUCCAAGGUCCACAGCUUCAAGUACAAAUCAAAGAACAGCUCAGCUGGAUAUCAGCCGCAAGCUACCUACAAAGCUCUCCAAAAACCCAAGCACUUAUGAAAAAGAACUACGGGAUCUUGUCUUGAACUUGUAUUCAGAUAAGAAAAGACCUGUUGAAGAACGCAACCAAUCGGUUGACAUGGCCUCUUUUACUCAGGACCGUAUGAUCAACCGACCUCAAACCAAAGGUGCUUCAUUCUGGGGAGCUUCGAAAAUAACUGUUCCUCAGCCCCUUGAUAUGAUGCAUGUGACAGAACCCCAUCAAGGCCAGUCAGAAUCUGGAUCAGAGGGAUAUGGUUCUUUGGACAAUGGUGUUACACAAAUAGAGGAGAAUGGUAUACAGAAUCUACAAGAGUUGCAGGGGUAUUUGGUGAAAUUACACGACAGCAAGCAAGAAAUGUCAUCUCGCAAUGUUAGCUUCUCUUCAGACCAGAUGACUCCAUUGUUUGAUGACUCUGGAAUCCAUCUGGAAUUCACCACGCCCUCUGACACCAGAAUCUAUGAGGUAGACAACGAUGAAUCUGCCACUAAUGCCCAAAGGGAAGAGGUUGCCGAAAAUCGCGAGUUUCACCGCAUCCUGCCGGAGUUUCGAGGUCGCUCUUCAUCUGUUAUUGGGGUGGAAGGCGUUGAAAACGAAGUAGAUGGUUAUCUUGUAUCAGAUAGACUCGCUGGACAGUGUAGUGGUUUUGUCACCCAAGGCGGCGAUGAUCAAACGCAUAUUUUGAAUGAGGAUUUCACAUUAAAAAACGCAAGUUGCUCUGACCACGAAAACGGCGUGGAUCUUGAAACCGCAGAGCAGGGUGUGGCCAAAGAACAGAAAUCAUUUACAAGAGAAAACUACCACGAUCUUGCUCUUCAGCGCGCCGGUUUGGAAGGAAAGCUGGAAUCACUGCAGGGAGAGUUUGCCAGUGUCCUAGAAGACAGGAAGUUACUUCAGAUUAGGCUUCAAGCGGUGGAAGCACGACUGAGAGAGGAGGUGCUAAAAGCGCGGGAAACUAAGCCUACUGCUGUGUCCCUGGUGGACGAGCUGCGACGAAGUAAGUUUGAGUUAGAGAGUCAGCUGGAUAAGUUACAGAGUGCGUACGAAGAAAAACAUGGCAAUCUUAAUGAAGCGCUGGAGCAGUUGAAGACUUCCAGCACUACUAUUCAAAAUCUCAAAAUUAAGUUGUCCUUGGUAGAAGGUGAAAUCUACCGGAGGGAAGAAACGGUGAGCGCGCUUCAAGCGGAGAUGGAUAGCUUAAAGAAAUUGCUGGAGGAGGCCAAAGAGCAAAAUGAAGAAUUCAAGAAAGAGAACAUGGCUUUGAAUGCAGAUAUAGCGAGGCUCGUCGAUGCGAAGGAAUGGCUCCAGAAACAGCUCGGGUUUGCUGAAGACGCGCGCACGAGGCUGCAGCUUGAAGCGAGCGAAUUUGAGUCGACGUUAGCAGCGAAGAAUCGCGUGAUAGAGCAGUUGAAAUGCGAAGGAGCUCGUUCAAGUCAGCAACUCACAGAACUGCAACAGAGUUCACUCGAAGAAAAAACACAGAUUCUGAAGCAUAUGGAGCAAGUUGAAGAAAGCAUUACUCAACAAAACCUGGCUUUCAAAGAGAUGGAAAUUGAUAAACAAUCCGUGGAAAAGACUUUGGGAGCAAGAGUUGAGUCCCUCAUGAGUGAAAAUAGCAAACUCCUCAAGCUUAUGAGUUCAGCUGUGGAGGUGCAAAAAGAUCUUGACGCAGCUAAGCAAGAUGUGAUUUUGAAAGAGGCUCUGCUUGAAACCUUUGUCAAGGAAAAAGAAGAAGUAAAGGAGCAGCUGAAGCUUGCCCGCGAAUCUACUGAGGAAUACAAAAGAAAUCUUCAAGAGUUGGAAUCAAAAUUUGACGCUACCAAACGGGAACUGAAGAUGGCACAAGACGAUAUAGGAGAAAAAGAGUGCUACAUUGAAAAGCUUCAAGAAGAAAAGAGACUCUUAAAGGAAAAUCUCGACGUUGCGAAUAAGGAACGACUAGCGUGUGAUAACGCCAUUCACACAUUGCGGCUGGAUCUCGAAAAAGUUGAUCGUCGUUUUAAACUGAUGAAACGAGAACUUUCCGCAAAGAACAGUCAGCUCGAGGAAACAAUUCGGCAAAAAGAUGUGUUUGUUGGAGAGCUGCGUACACUGAGAGAAGGCUUAGAGAAUCAGGUUGCCUUGGGCUGUGCCGUGAAAGAGGAGUUAGCACAGAAGGAGAAACUCGUUGAAGAAUUUCAGGAGGUGAAAGACGCACUAGAAAAAGAGAUCGCUAGUUUGGCUCAGCAGCUGGAAUAUUCACGAGGGGACAUUGCAAGAGUGGUUAAGGAAAGAAAUGAGAUCCAGGAACAACUUCAGAGUGCAGUGAGGGAUACCGUUGUGCUCGAAGAGAAGUUUCACAAAUCGUUGCUGGAACGAGCGAGAUUGGAAGGCGAACUUGAAACUACACAGCAGUCGAACCAAGAUGAAUUGGAAGCGUUUAGAAAUCAAAAUUCAUCGCUCAGAGAAGAAAUCACGACAGAAAGAACACACCUACAGGCAGAAGUUACGAAAGAGCGAGAUAAAGUCAUCAACUUAGAGCAGGAACUGAAAUACCUAAUGGACGAGAUUAUACGAAAGGAAGGUAAGCAUAACCAGGAGCUGCAGUCUUACGGAGAGACUUUGGAAGAAAUGAAAAACAUGAAAGAACUGGCUGAACAAGAACUGAAAACGCUUCAUAAAAUCACCGAGCAAAGUGUGGCUGAACUGAAGAAAAGCUACGAAAGCCAGCUGGAAGAAGCGCGAAAUGAUGUUCUUGCUCUUCAAGAGGAAAAAGUGAACAUGGAGCAAGAGUAUGAAGUAUUCCGGAAGAAAGCAGAGAAUCAACUUGGAGUGAAAAACCGAGAUAUAAGCCAAAUGGAAAAAGAACUUUCAUUCUUGAAGGAGACGCUGCAACAAAGGAAAGCCGAGGUAGAAAAAAUGCAGAUGUGCGCAAUUGAACUUGAAAGAGAAAAGGGCCGGCUGGCUGGAGUGUUAGCAAGUCAGAAAACACUGCGAGAGCACGUGGUGAAGAUGGAAGGUGAAAUAGCAACCCGAGAAUCAGCCUUGCUUGAGGCGGCAAACGAGUUACAGAGAUUGAAGAAAGACAAAGAAUUACAGCAGAAGACAGCAAGCGAGAAAAUCGGUAGUCUACAAACGCAGUUGACGAACGUGAGGCAGGAAAAGAAGAAUCUUCAGGAUUCUUUCAGGAAGGAAAGACAGGAAAAUGUUGCUUUAAGAAGUGAGAUUGAGGAGAACGCUAACGAAAAAGUGGAUUUGAUUAAGAACUUAAGCGGUGCUGAGAAACAAAUCAAGCAAUUACAGGAAAAGGUUAAGAGCGAGGGCGAUGAAUUGAAGAGAUGCAGAUCUCAACUAGAAGGGUUGAAGGAAAGCUUCGCCGAAGAACAGACUGCGCGCGACAAUUCACAAAGGAGAUUGGAAGUGGUGUUGGAGCAAGAAGCAGCGAAGGAUAGAAGAAUGGAAAGCUUAGAAUGGGAAGUUACUCGGCGAACCAAAGAGGUGGAAUACCUAAAGGAACAGCUACGAAUGAUGGACGAAAGACAACAGUUGGAAAUGGAAAACUUGAAAACCGCGCUUCAAGUAUCAAGGAGCGAAACGACUUCAUUGCGUUCUGAGUUGUCUGAGGCGAGGAAGGCUAAAUGUACUUACCAAACAAAGACAUUUGAAUUAAAAGAUUCUCUGCUUACCGCCAGGCAAGUCACAGAGUCGUUAAAACAGGAGUUGUUUGUGAAGCGUCAGGAGCUGAAUUCCUUAGUGAAUGACGUGCUGGCUUCCAGCAACCUGCUACUGCUACAAGAAGAAGUUAAAAGGAAAAGAGAAGCUCUGUCUGACUGUGAGGAAACACGAGACGACACAGAUGGGGCUAAAAAGGAGUUUACCAACACCUUCAGGUAAAGAUCCUAUUUCAGCUAAA